Molecule: messenger RNA, 2208 nt
Organism: Purpureocillium lilacinum
Lineage: Eukaryota; Fungi; Ascomycota; Sordariomycetes; Hypocreales; Ophiocordycipitaceae
Source: RefSeq, a predicted model, not a curated record
AUGCCGCCUCCACCUCCCAUGAGCCGCGGCGACCGCGGAGCCGCGGACAACUCUGCCGCCAUCAACAGUGCAGUAAUGCGCGCCGCGACCGCGAGAGAGAGCCAUGCAUUCCAAGGUCCCUUUACUGACGAUGAUCAAAUGAAGGUCACAGAUUACCUGCUGAAGCGGGGGUUCAACCGCACGGAAGAAGUCUUUCGGCAAGAGUCCAAACAUCUCGGGCCCGAUGGUAAACCCAUCCAGCAGCUGGCCACCAUGGGCCCCAAGAAGUAUCAAAAGGCGUUCAAGCUCCUGAAGGAGUGGUUUGAGCUGUCGAAGCUCCUCUGGCCCAUGUUUGUCUACUCCUUCCUGGAGCUCGUCACUCUCGGAUAUGCAGACGAUGCCAAGGCCUUCUUGAAGGACCUGGGCCACCACUUCCAGCCCGUGCACGCAGACGACCUCAAGACGUUUGCGACGAUAACCCUGCCGCAGCACGUGGAGGAGAACGAAAUGGCCAAGCUGUACAAGGAGAACAAGUACCGCAUCCCACUGAACCAGCACGCUACGGGCGACUUGUUCAACUUUCUCGAGCGCGAGUCCGAGCAAGGCGGGUCGGUCAUCCGCCAGCUCAUCGCGUCGUCGUGCCAAAUCGACUCCACCGCUCGCGGCCCCAUCACCCCCUUCAGCUUUGAGUCUGUCUUUCGGAGAUCCAAAAACGCAGACAUCGAGGAGAUCGAUGCCAGGGAAGGCAUCCCGGGCGUCAACAUCGGGCUUGCCAACCGAGACGUGCUCGACCCCGCACAGCCGCUCAAGCUCGGUCCGCUGCCCAUGGAGCAGGAGCUCCGCGAGGACGUGCGAGCCGAACUGGAGGACGAAGAGAAGCGUAACCCGCCACCGGAGGGAACCGCUAGCCUGGUCGACCUCUUCGACCAAAAGAUCAAGCGCGAGGAGAGCGCCGACGCCCCGAGCCGCGCCGACCUGCCACUGCCACCGUCGCGACCACGCGACGUGAUGCUGGAGAUGCAGAGAGUGCGGGAGAAUAGAGACCGGUUCAAGAUCGAGGGACGGACCGGCGGCAUUGGAACGUCCGUGAGCGCGUGCAUGUUCACGUUUCACAACACGCUGGGCGGCGCCACCUGUCUGGACUUUUCGGACGACGGCCGACUUGUUGCCGCCGGCACGGGCGAAUCGUACAUUCGCGUCUGGUCGCUCGACGGCAAGGAGCUCCCGACUAUGAAUCCGCACGAAAAGGACGCCAAAUUCAACAGCCGCAAGCUCAUCGGCCACUCGGGCCCAGUCUACGAUGUGUCCUUCUCCGACUCGGCAUCCGGCCCGCCGCAAAGGCUCUUUGGAGACGAGGGUCGCUCGUUGCCUCCCAUCGAUGGGCGACCCAAGCUGCUCUUGUCUUGCGCCGCAGACGGCCACAUUCGUCUGUGGUCUCUCGAAUCCUGGAGCUGCCUCUGCCUCUACAAGUCUCACGACGGCCCCGUUUACCGCACGAUGUGGGGCCCUCACGGCCAUUACUUCCUCAGCGGCGGAUACGACAAGGUGGUGCGCGUUUGGAUGCAAGACCACGCGUCACCGCAGCGACUCCUCGUUGGACAUGAUACGUCCAUCUCUGCCAUCACGUGGCACCCUAACGGAAUGUACGUCUUUUCGGCGUCUGAUGAGACGGACAAGUCGAUCCGGAUGUGGUCCGUCCUCACCGGUCAGUGUGUGCGCGUCUUCACGGGCCACACCGACUACAUCAGCGCGCUCGAGUGCGCGCCCAACGGCACGCUCCUAGCCAGCGCCGACUGCUCCGGAAACAUCAUCUUCUGGGACAUCCACAAGGGCACGCGCAUCAAGCGGUCGCGCGGACAUGCACGAGGCGGCAUCUGGUCGCUCAGCUUCAGCGUCGAGUCCAACGUGCUCGUCUCUGGCGGGCAGGACGGAACCGUGAGGCUUUGGGACGUGGAGCUGCCCGUGGACCCUCAGAAGGUCGCCCAGCAGGUCGGCCUGGACCCGGCCGCUGCGGACGCCCCGGCAGCCGGAGCGGCCAACGCGCAGGGCAACGCCGCUGCUGCACAGCCCGCGCCCGCGACCGGCACUCACAAGAAGAAGGGCAAGGAGGUCAUGGUGACUCCCGACCAGAUCAGUGCCUUCCCGACCAAGAAGACGCCUGUUAUGAAGGUCAAGUUCACCAGGAUGAACCUGGUGGUUGCUGGCGGUUGCUACGAUCCGGAGCGUUAG